Messenger RNA from Suillus clintonianus, 3231 nucleotides. RefSeq lists its product as uncharacterized. The coding region runs from base 1 to 3231 and encodes 1076 amino acids. The record is from RefSeq and is a predicted model, not a curated record. Gene Ontology annotation, molecular function: G-rich strand telomeric DNA binding; telomerase inhibitor activity. Gene Ontology annotation, biological process: regulation of telomere maintenance via telomerase; telomere capping. NCBI's taxonomy places the organism in Eukaryota, Fungi, Basidiomycota, Agaricomycetes, Boletales, Suillaceae. Gene Ontology annotation, cellular component: nuclear telomere cap complex; chromosome, telomeric region. The transcript is spliced from 14 exons.
AUGUUAAAUACAAAUCCCCCGUCUAAAAGCCUACGGCCUGAAACUGUUGCUAAGCAGAAGGCGCGAGAAGAACCGACUCCUGUCCUUGCGUCCCAUGCGCAUCGCAACUCUCCAGCUGCUAAUCUUCCUCAAUCUGAUGCGCAGUCACCGGCAAAAGGGCUUUCAAGACAGCAAAAGCGCAGGCGGACCAGGCAAGCACAGAAGUCAGCCGCUCUUGAGGCCAGGCCGAAAUCAGGCGGGCAUGAGAUGGCGGCACCUCAAGCAGAGGUGGUUGCUUCACGAGCACUGUCAUCUCCUCCCAGUGUUGUACAAUCACCACCCCAAGUACCCUCGAACGAGCGCACCUCUGGUUCUGAACAGACCAGUUCAUCGGCAUCCAAUAGUGCAACCCCUGUGGCGGUAACUAUGCCCUCGCCGCCUCCUGCGAAUUAUCCCGCACGUGACCAUGGACCGCUGGCCAUGAAGGCUGGAAUGACUACGCAAGGGGGAGAUCAGUUUAUGCCAAUCAGGAAGAUUGAGCCGGGAACGGGAUUCUUCAACGUCAUUGGUGUAGUUACAUCAACCAAGCCUCCGACACAAACGCGCUCACUGGAUUGGUGCCGGAUUUUCUCCAUUGUUGACCCGUCCUGCAUGGAAGAUGAUGUGGAUAUCGUGACCUACAAUUUCACGGUCAACUGUUUCCAGAAGGCGCACAUCGAGUGGCUCCCUCAGGCUGAAGUUGGAGAUAUAGUCAUCUUUCGGAGGCUGAAGACCUCUACGUUCCGUGGCGGAAGUCUCAAUGGUAUAGGGUAUCACGAUAAGUUGCGCUGGGUGACCUAUGAUACCAAAACCCGGCGUUUCCGUGACCCUGACAGCAAAGACGCCCCACGUUCCGAGACACUGGACCAAGGAUUUGGGUAUUCGUACUCACCUUAUUAUGAACCGAGUGUGCAAGGCAAAGAAGCGGAGUACUGUGCUCAGCUUGCCGACUGGUGGCAAGCGACACAGCAAGGUGUCACAACCGUGCAGUGUGUCCCACGCUCUUCGCGAGAGCAUCACCUCAUCUCUGAGGUCACGCCGGACACUUCCCCUCAAGGUUAUUUCGAUUGCACCGUCGAAAUUUUGCACAGCUAUGAAAACACCAGUGGACCUAACACCGUCUACGUGACCGACUACACCGUAAACCCUCACACCAACCCUCCACAAGCAAAUUGGUGCUCGCCGGAAUUGUCUGCGUACGUUUUUAAAAUCGACAUGUGGGAUGACGCGGGGCUUCUCGCAAGGACAAUGCAGCCCGGAGAGUUCUGGUCCCUCCCAAACACGCGCGCGAUGACAGACUCCUAUUUACAUUUUCACGGUAAAUUGGUAGAAACACAUAAGACCAAAAAGCUUGACGAGGUCGAAAAUGGCAAGAACCUGCAUUUCCGUGCCUUGCUAGAGCGGAAAAAGAAGUUUGAGCAGGGGGGAGGGGCGUCCGGCUCUUCUCCACGGUUUGACACCAAGUUGAUUGAAGAUGUUGACGAAGAAGUGACGUUCUUCCACUGCACGGUUGAGGUGCUCCAUGUGGAUCUUGCCUCUGCAGAAGAACCACUUGUUUACGUGACAGAUUACACGUUCAAUCCCAGCCUAAUCAACCCAGCGGAGCCAGCACCCUGGGCCCUUGGCCUCGAUCGCCGGGUCGUCAAAAUCACCCUGGAGGGUGGGCAAAAAGGGAGGGCUCGCGAUCUGCAGCUAGGCGCAAUGUAUAGAAUCAAGAAUCUGCGCUUGAUCAAGAGGGCAGGUAUCAAGGGUGCCUUCGGGCGUCUAGGGGGCGACGAACGUCUGAUCAUUGCAGUUAAUGACCUCGAGAAGGAGGAAGUGAAAGCUCUUCUACGACGUAAGGAGAAGUGGAAGGUAGAAAUGCAACGAGACGGGGUGUGCAUCGAACCAGCGGUCAAUGCCACUGCAAAAUCGCUCCCCCCUACCCCUGAGAUAUCGAAGGGCCUCACUCUGAAGCAAGUUUUCGCCAGCACUGUCUGUCCAAAUACAUUCACAUUCGUUGCGCGAGUGUUCGAUUUUUAUCCCUUGGAUCUGAAUCAGGCGACGUACCUGCGGUGCACUAACUUACGGCGGCCCUGGAAAUGUUGCAUCGACUGCGAUGACAUGCUCGAAACGCAUUGCAAAUGGUUCUACAAACUGCUUUUCAUAUUGGAAGAUGAUGAAAAAAACAAUAUCAUGGUUUCUGCCUGUAACGAUGAGUGUAAACUUCUAUCCGGAUUGCCUCCUGCGGACUUGGAAGUAGAUAAAGAUGCUUUCGAUCGAUUCGUAGCUCGCCUACAACCCAUGAUUGGCAACCUUAGGCAAGUGCAUGACGCAUAUGCGAAGAACGAGGACUUGCCAGUAGUUUCCCCAAAGAUGCACUUCACCAUAGAGAGUUGGAUCGCAGGCGAUAAUAAACGACGCAGGGGAUUGCCUCUCCAGGAUGACAUAGAGCAUCAUCAUAAUGUCACGACACCCCAGCUUCUAAGAUUCUUUCGUCUGGACUCCGAGUCUAUGGGUUUUUGCCCUAGUGACAUCGUCGAACGAGUGCAGAUGUACGCCAGAGGUAUGACCGCAAGUGCACUAGAUCUAAACUUGUUCAUCGCGAGCAGAAAGCCUCCCCCCUUGAAGGUGUCCUGUCUUUUUAUUAUCCGCCCACGCGCCAGUAAGCUAUUUAUGGUGGUCAAUCCCCCAUUCCACCUCACCUUUUCUGAAUUGAGAAGCUUUUACACGACUAGCUCGCUCAAAUCUCGCGAGUUUGGUCGGUUUCAGCUUCAUCCAUGUCACACGAACAAGCGCAGAGAUUGGACAGUCCAAUUCCGCAACGAGCUCGAAUACUUUUGGACGCGGUCUCAACCUGAUUGGGCACUCUCAGCCCUCCCCGAUCCAUACCCUAAUAACAAACCCAAGACAGGCUCCGCCACCGACAUAGAUGAGGCACUUCAAUACGCCAUCAUGGCUGGGCUAUGUUACAUCAUGGAGAAGGCGUACAACCGCCUCAUUAUGGCGGGACUACCUCGCGAUGCACCUCCCAUCGUAGAUGACUUUGAAGAGUUACGGGCGCGCCCAAAACACCCCGAGAAUGUCCCAGCAUGGGCAGAAGCGGUCAUUCCGCUUGGUAAGGUGACGGAUGUCCCUGACUCGGAAGGGAACGUGCCUACGGAUGAGAAUGCUGAUGAGGAUUUCCUGCGCUUCGGAGUCCGGGUGGCAACGCCUCACUGGGUUUUUGUUUGA